GGAAGGCUAAUCAUGACUGCUGAAUGGAGAAACUAACCAACAAGCAAGCUCAAGAGAGGGACCUCAGCCCCAGGACCACGUACCCAUCCACGAUAGAAGGCGAGACUCCUCACUCCGACCACGGUGCCAGAGACCUCCUCCAAGUGGACCGUCCAAAUCCACUGGGUCGUGGGUGAUGCUGGCGAUCUCACUCCGCGGUUUGACAGGACAUCACACCUCUCAAUUAUUGGUUGUGCCAGAUGACCAAUUAUGGGCUCUCCACACAGAGCUGAUGGUAUCCAGGUGCCUCUGGAUGUGUUGCACUGCCGCUGAGCCUGGUGGAGGACUCCAUGUUUCGUGGGGGAUGAUCUGGGGUAUUGUGAGCAUCGAAAAAGCAAAGGCACCAACGAAUGCAUUCUUUGGAGCAGCAACACGCACUUCAUUGCCAGCAAAGGCAAUAUCAGGAGACCAUCAUCAUAUCACAACUGCUCGCCAGGAACUCAUUCUACCCAGCCAAUGCACCUACCCACCUCGGCCCGCAGUAUUCGCGUUGCACUCGAACGAAGCACAAGUCGGUGAAAGAGCGCAGCACAGCACCAUUGCGGACAAUCGUCCAAUCUUCACACAGCACGCAAAUUGCAGGCCGCAGCCUGCAUCGCCGCAGCCCUCAGCAACCAACGGGCGAUGUCCGUACUCUCUCUAUCUCUCUUCAUAUCGGCCCUUGCGGAGCCCCAUUCGCUCAUUCCAUUCUCGAUAUCUUGGUGGGGCGACCCCUGUCAGCUUGGCCUUCACAGAGUGAUCUCCAGGGCACUGCCAGGUGUCCCCUGAGCUCUGGCCCAAGACGUAUGACGACGAUGAGUGUCCAGCAUCAAACCUACAGACUUUCUGUUUCACGCUCGAGUGCAUGUCAACACUGUGUGGUAGGAUUCUCGGUGCAUUGGGAUAGAUUGUGAGCGAGGGUCCGCUAUUAUUAUCAUCUCUUCUAGAAAUUCUUGACAGCGCUCCUAGCCCGUCGAUAGCCCGCCCCGCUUUGUGGCUAGCAUGGCAGAAGUUUGGAGAUUGUUCGGGGCAGCUGUCGCUGACACGCUGACACUGUCAUAGCAAAAAAAUUCACUCGCCCGCAA
This is a messenger RNA of Macroventuria anomochaeta, 1103 nucleotides long. RefSeq lists its product as uncharacterized. Lineage: Eukaryota; Fungi; Ascomycota; Dothideomycetes; Pleosporales; Didymellaceae. The transcript has a single exon. Bases 176 to 778 code for a protein of 200 amino acids. The record is from RefSeq and is a predicted model, not a curated record.